UAUAUGUGUAGAGAGACCAAUCUGCAAACAGGGCUUAAACCUGUUUAUAACACCAAGUUAACAGAACUCUUAAACAAUACAUUUUAUUGCUUGACAAGAAUUACAAUAAGUAAACAAAUAUGGAUUGGGCAGAGGAAUUAAAAAUGUCAAUUCGAAAGACAACCGCCCGUAAAGGUCGUCGUUCCAAAAGCCGGGAUGUGCUUAAAGACGCACCACCAACAUCAUCAAACUCUACAUCGGCACAGCUAACAUCUUCUGCAAAUGCUGAAUUGUCUUUGGACUUGAAUUUGGAUAUCCAAACAUCUACCAGUAACAAUGUUUCAACACCCUUUACAGCUGGUUCUUCGGCUGGUGGCGCUGGAGAUAUUUCUAGUUUAAUGUCACCUUCAGCAUCAGAUACAAAACGUCCACCAAUGUUAAGGCGAAUAUCAGGUGGAUGGGCAGAUUCGUCUAGUGGGGGAAAACUUAAGUCAAAGAAAGGAUCUUUCGAAGAUGAAAGGUUUGGUUUAAAAUCACCUAAUAAUAACUCACCUAUAGAUGACAUACCUAUUAUACCCGAUUUGGAUGAUAUCAAGGAUGACAUGUUAAUGAAUGAAAUAGCCGAACCUCCCUCAAUUGCCGUCAAUCGUGUGGUCACUCUGAAAGAACUUAAUUCAGAUUUACUAUCUCAAAAUGCAUUUUCAGCAAUAGAUGAUGUUGAUUUAUCCAUCUUGACGAAAUGUUUGCAACCCCAAGAAACUUUGGAUGAAGCAGACGAAGUGUGGGAAUGGCAAAAACUAUUCACAGAUGUUGUGGCUGAGAUUAAUUCGGACAAACCUUUGGAAAAUAAAAUGAAAAAAUUGGAACUUAAACCUGAUGAACUACCCCCGCCCAUGGAUGAUGAUUAGUUAUUCGUUAAUAAUAACAAAUAAUUGGACAAGACAAUGAUCUCUUUGAAAUAAUAAUUUAUUGCAAAUAUGCUAUUAUUUCAUCCCAUACAUGCAUAUAAGUCUUAAAAAUUUCUUUGCUUAAGAA
Stomoxys calcitrans (stable fly) is the source of this 1014-nucleotide messenger RNA. It is a transcript of the gene IFT43, whose product is annotated as intraflagellar transport protein 43 homolog. Bases 120 to 887 code for a protein of 255 amino acids. NCBI's taxonomy places the organism in Eukaryota, Metazoa, Arthropoda, Insecta, Diptera, Muscidae. The record is from RefSeq and is a predicted model, not a curated record. Gene Ontology annotation, biological process: intraciliary retrograde transport. The transcript is spliced from 5 exons. Gene Ontology annotation, cellular component: cilium; intraciliary transport particle A.